AAAAUGGCCGAACCGAUGUGUUGGGAGUGUUGUAUUCGUUUAAACACCGAUAACCAAGUCGCCAAAAUUCUUAACAACUUUUUAAAUGAAAUAUCUACGUUCAAUCGACAAGUGAAGGAGAUAAAUUUUCCAAGACCUGUGAAUGAGUCAUGUUGUCGGAGUUGGAAGAUACAACCAAAAAUGAAACUGUUCGUUUUUUCAAAAUGUAGCGAUGACAUUGAAUCGUUUUUAAAAUGGAGCUCGCUAGAAAGUUUCGAAGAGAAGGGUCCAUCUUUACAACGUAGUUUGCUUGCAACUUGGAAUAAAGUUGACGAGGCAUUGAAGCAUGCACAAAAGGAAAAUUAUUUUAUUCUCCCCAUUGUUUUAGUUUCAAAGGAUGAGUUGAAGGAAAACGCACAAGAUGUAAUGGUAAACAUUCAGCGACACCAUAUGAAUGAAGUUACGAUCGUCUUAACAUUUAAACCCAGUUCAAAGACAGAAAUGCAGUCAGUCAUAGAUGAUCUAGACACUGACCAAUCGAAAUCGAUUGUAGUGUUUUCAAAGAAUGAUGUAAUGUUUAGAGGAUUCCUUGUAAGAAAAAUGAAAGACUGGAUGCACGCACAUUAUAAACAGGUUCUAAAAUCUACUGAGAAAUGGUUAGAGGACCUGAAAAAAGUUCCAACGUGUGCAGAUGUAGAGAAUCGUCUAAACUCCUUUUGCGACACAAACUCAUUUGAUGCACCCCUGAAAGAGUUCACGUUCUUUGACUUUGAGUAUGAAAAUGCUAUUUCAAAACGGCGUAUUUCCAUGAGAGACAAACAGGCAUAUCUACGUCGAAUUAGAAAUCGAGCUGUUGUUGCGUUAUGCAAAAAGACAAUUGAUGAAAGCUUUGAUGUACCUGCACAUAUGGACAUGGAAAGCAGUAGCUGCCCACGAAUGUUCCUAGUAAAUUAUUUCCAAAGUUUUAUGACUGGGAUGAUGGUAUGCAUUGUACAUGAGCACGAAGUGACAUUGCAAAAUACCUGUCAUUCUCCUGAAUGGAGUAAACGCGAGGUGAUCCUUGUAUUGGAACAGGUCAGGAACAAUUGGCCAAAUUGCAUGAAACGAUACUUGAACGACGAAAUCGAGACAGUCAGCAAACUUAUCAAUAUUUUGCAGAAACAAUUUAUUCAUAAACUAAAAGACUUCCAAAAAACUUGCGAGGUCAAUGAUGAAGUUCCGUAUGACGUCUAAAUUCGACUGGCAAGGAUGUCCGGCAUAAGGUCCUUUGGAAUAGAGGAUAACAAAUUCAUUGUGUAUGUCGACUCUGCUUCACUAGACGAUGACAGUCUUCUAAGACGUAUUAAAAGGUCAGUUGGGUCUCAUCAUAAUGUAGACAAAUCCAGUCUCCAAGCGUGGCAAAAGCCAGUUUUUCACCACCACCGUAUUGGUGACCUGAUUGAGGGUGAGGACAAGGCAAUGGGCAUGAUUACAACUUUUGCUGAGAGAGUAGAUAUCAAUGGAAAAAAUCCAUCUCGUGAUCUUUAUUUUAUUACGUGUGAACACGUUGCACCCAGAGAACAAAUGCGAGUGUUCUUUCUCAGAUGUAACUGUCAAAGUAAGUGCGUGGAUUGUGAUUGUGAAAAAGAGGAGUUGGGGAUUAACAUGUACCCAUUUGGCAGUGAAAAAGAAAACCCUUUUGAUGCAGUCGUUGACAUUACUUGUGGAAUCGUCAAUAAGACGACUUCCAGCCUCUGUGACAGAACCGUCUGCGUCCCUCACUGCAGACCCGUUAAAAUUGUCGAUUUCAGCAAAACAAUUGAAACCCAUACCGGAAAACCGGUAUUAAAAUGGGACUGUGACGGCAAUCAACGAAGAGGGGAAUAUUGCGGAGUGCAGUAUACGGUCUCUCUCCAUGGGGAAAGCGAGUCGUUGGAAAACGUACCAAAACGCGUUGACCUUAUCAGGUCAGUAGAAGACCAUUCUUUUGGAAGAGAAGGCCAUAGUGGAGCACUCAUUUUUCUAAUGCAAAACAAAGGCGGUGCUGUAGAUUUAAUGUCUCCGGCUUUCGUUUAUCUAGGCCUUUGGUCGAAUAACAAGUACAUGUGUUUCAGACUCCAAGAAGGAAUCCAGUGUUUGGAAAUGGAACAUAAAUUAAAAUUAAAACUUUGUUUGGAAAAUCCAGGAGAAACGGACAGUUGUAUGGCGGUCAGUUGAUACAAAGACCGCGCCAUUGGCAAUUAAACUGACUCAAAUGAUACCUGUUUCGACAAUUUGAAAUUGCGUUUUGUUCUGCGAAUAUUCCAUCAACAAAUUUGUCUGAAUGUUUCAUGUGGGUUGUGCAUUUUGUUUUGGACUACUACAUGGGAUAUCUUUAAAACAUUUCCUGUUAGCAUACUUUUCAUCUAUGUGUAAUCAUUAAAGUAUUUCUAAAAUCUACAGUAAGAGGAAACCGUAAUCUGAUCUAAAGGAACAGCAUGUUUUAAUCUGAAAGCACAUCACAAUGAACUUGGUGGAAUGACUUUUCUGGGGUAAUGUAAUGAUGACAUGCAAACAUAUGACUGAUUUGCAUCACAAAAACGUCGCUAGUCAAAUCAAAUUCCCAGGCAGUUUGCAAGCAAACAUUCAAAUUGUCAAUCAAAAUCAGAAAAGGUGUCAUACACACAUUUCUCUUGGUAGAUACUAGUAUAACUUUUCAUUCUAACUUAUAGAAAUUGAGAAGUUUAAAUCUUAACAUUUGGAAACUUUUUUUUUAUUUCUCUGAACCAACUGAAAUGCAAAAAGUUUUGCAGUGAUGUUUCAUAGGGUUCACAUUAAUUGCCAUGCAAGUAUUCCUUUGCAAGCAAGCUUAUCGUAUGCUGAAUGCUUUAUCUUACUAUCAAUGUUGUGUACAUAAAUAGACAUUUAUAAUGGAUCGGGGUUUUUUUCAAAACAAAUGUAUGAAAUAAAUGUUAAUUGUGAAAAAAUGUUCAUUUGGAGCUUGGAAUUUGGUCAUCUAACCACCCAAGAUAAUUCCGAUGGAAUAUAAUGAAUAGCAAUGUAGUUAACUAAGUAGCAAGAUAGUUAUUUUGUGUGCCGUCAAAAGUGUUACAAUUUAUGUUUAUGUGUGGAAAAUACUAGUAUAUAACUCUGAUUUUUAUACUUAAGGGUGUUGUUACACUUUAUUUUUUCUAUUAUAUCUUCUUAUUGUUUACACGCUUUAGAAAGUAUUUAUUAUGGGUAGUCUUUCUUUUUUGUGUGUGUGUUAGCUGUUUAGUUACAAGCAAUAUACAGAGCUCUUGUGGUUUUUUUAAGUUAAAAGGGUUUGUGUCAUGCCCUUUUUCACAUUGAUUGUAUGUAAGCUAACACUUUAUUUAGUUACGAUAUCUUCCAAUUUGUUUUAAACAUGGUAUUUUUUAUCUUUCAACAAAUUAUGAAUUUAAAAUGAAUUUUUAAAAAAAACGAUCCUGGUUUACACAACAAAUAGUUAUUGGCUCUGUAUCAAACUUCAAAUUUGACAACUGACCUUAAAUUUUAGUAGAUCUUUAGAACUCUUUCGUUCAGCAUUUUAACAAUUAGAGGAGGAGAAGUAUGCUUUUUCGUAAAUUUGAUUCUUGACUAUGCCCUUUUAAGGCUGAAGUGUAAUUAAUUUGUAAUUAUAAGCAAACUUGUGUAUGUAAAGAAAAGAAAUCUUAAUAUAGGGUGUUGUCCCUUUGUCCACUCAUUCUGCUUUUUUAUUUACACCAGAAAUUGUAAUUCUAAUUGCAAGCAUAUAAAUGUAUAGUAACACGUCUUAGCUUUGAUAUAGCAUAUUUUUUGUGUAAUAUGUAAUUUAAACGUUUGUUUUGAAAUUUUUUCCUGGAUGAGGUAACGCUUGACUACACAUAAUCAUAUUUAACUUAAUUUAUAUAGGACGUUUUAGCAUUUGAAUGUUGUUUAUGUGCUGAGGUUGAAUCAUGCAAAAUAUUUGAAUUUUACGAUAUUAUAUGUCAUAUAUUAUUUGUAUUAUAUAUCAUCACAAAAAAGUCACAAAAUUUGAGUUUCACACCAGCAUGUGAAACUGUGGAACCCACUCCUGCUUGUGUAUCAUGAUCAAGUCAAAUCAACCAAAAAAUACCGUAUACAUACUAAAGAACUACACAACUACUCUAUAGAAAUAUAAGGGAUGUCAACUCGAGUACUCGACAAUUAUUCAUUUGGUAUGCCGAUCAUCAACAUUUUUAUCAGUCGCUGAAAGGUGUAAGGUUGUAUAUAUAAUGUUUAUUUCUUUAAUAAAAAAAAUAUUUAAUCGGUUUUUGCAAAAAAGUUUAGAAAUAUAUUUAUUUUUAAAGUCAUCGUAGUUUUAUGAGAGAAUUCAUCAAAUAAAGGCCAAACUGGU
Molecule: messenger RNA, 4315 nt
Organism: Magallana angulata
Lineage: Eukaryota; Metazoa; Mollusca; Bivalvia; Ostreida; Ostreidae
Exons: 3
Coding region: 4-1212 (402 amino acids)
Source: RefSeq, a predicted model, not a curated record